Messenger RNA from Pungitius pungitius (ninespine stickleback), 1391 nucleotides. RefSeq names its product E3 ubiquitin-protein ligase TRIM39. The transcript has 10 exons. Gene Ontology annotation, biological process: protein ubiquitination. Lineage: Eukaryota; Metazoa; Chordata; Actinopteri; Perciformes; Gasterosteidae. The record is from RefSeq and is a predicted model, not a curated record. Gene Ontology annotation, cellular component: cytoplasm. Gene Ontology annotation, molecular function: protein binding; ubiquitin protein ligase activity. Bases 63 to 1364 code for a protein of 433 amino acids.
GUCCUCUCCACCUGCAGAGCUGCACGGCCGCACCACCUCGGACGCGAGCGGAGGACGGCACCAUGGAGGGCAAGCGCAUCAAGAGCAUCCUGAAGACCGCUAAAAGAGUGGACGCGCUGAAGCUGGGCGAGAACACCACCCGCAGCAGCUCCAUCGGCGCCGUGCGCUGGACGCUGCCCGAGGAGGACGUCCAGAUCCACAGCUCGGCCCCCAGCAGGGCCAGCAACAACCUCGCCAAACACUCGCAGCAUCCUCGUCAGGCCGGCCUGAGGGACCUGCGCAGCCUGCAGGAGUGUGUGCAGUUCAUCAACCACUGGAAGGAGCAAGUGGAUCGAGUCUGCAAGAGCGGGGACGACCCGGAGGAGGGGACCAGCGAGAAAACCCCCCAGAUAUCGGAGAGCCGCACCGGGCGCAGUCUGGAGGAGAGCCGCAAACUGAUCCUGGAGUGGGCCGACGAGCUCCAUCACGUCGACGAGUUACUGAAGGAGAAGCCGCGGGCAUCAGAGGGUGAAGAGAAGGAAAAAGAAGAAGAAGAUGACGACGACGACGACGAGAAGACCCAGCAGAGGAUCAUGGAGUGGGCGAAGGAGUUGCAAAACGCCACAGAGAGCUGCGGCGUUGAGAGCGAGGAGCUGGGUAAAGUGCUGCGUCAGCUCGGCCUGAAGAAGAAACGGCUGGUGAAGCUGCUGCCUCUGCUGGAGUUCAUCACCUGGUCUCUGCUCAAAGAGGACAGCACGAAAAUGGUUCCACAGUUGUGGUUACUGGCGAAGCAGAGGACCUGGACAGCAGGAACCCCAAGAUACAUCCCCAACUCAGUGUGGAGUUGGAUUCGCAGUGCGGCGGCUGACGUUGUUCUGGACCCGAUGACGAACCACCCCUGGCUCCAGCUGUCGGAGGACCAGCGGGCGGUCCAGGAGGGCACCUCGGAGGCGGACCUGGCCCCGGGCCCGCAGCGCUUCGACGGCUGGCCGUGCGCGCUGGGCUGGGAGGGCUACGGCGGCGGGCGCCACUACUGGGAGGUGGACGUGGCCAAAAACGGCUACUGGCGCGUGGGGCUGACCACCGCCGGCUCCAAGCGCCACGGCCGCUUCCCGAUGACCCCCGAGCAGGGCUACUGGGUCCUGUGGCGCAGCGCCAACCAGUUUUACGCGUGCGCCAAGCCGGAGGCGCAGCUGCCCGUCGGCAUGGCGCCUCGGCGCAUGGGCAUCUACCUGGACUACGAAGAGGGGCAGAUCUCCUUCUACAACGCGGAGACGAAGUCCCACAUCUACACGUUCACCGGGGACUUCGGGGGGAAGCUGUACCCGCUCUUCGCCCCGCUGGAUGGUCGCACGCGGCUGGUCAUCCAAAAGAUGGAGGAUUAAAAACCUACGGGACGCUUUUUUUUUUUU